Messenger RNA from Cricetulus griseus (Chinese hamster), 1234 nucleotides. The record is from RefSeq and is a predicted model, not a curated record. Lineage: Eukaryota; Metazoa; Chordata; Mammalia; Rodentia; Cricetidae.
UCAUCUUUGACUAUAUAGUGAACUCUAGGCCAUCCUGGGCAACAUAAGACUCUGACUCCAAAAAACAAAUGAAAAAGACAACUACCAUUAUUAUACUAAAAAACAAACUUUCUGAUUACCUUUAAUUUUGGUUCUUGGGAGGCAGAGGCAGUCAGAUCUCUUGAUUUUGAGACCAGGCUGGUCUCAAAGAGUUCCAGACCAGCAUAGUAACAUGGUGAUAUUGUCUCAAAAUAAAAAAAGCAGCCCUAGGAGGAGGGGGUACUGCAGGGUGUUUUUUCCAUUUGUUAAGUCCCUUUAGAUCUCUAGGCUGGUUGACUGUGGUGCUUCCUCUUGCCCCCACCUUUGUAGUUCUUUUGUUGAAGAAUCCAGUCAUUUGUUGUAUAGUUUCCUAUAGUCUGAAUUUUGCUGAUUGUAUUUAUUUGAUGUCAUGUGACAUACUCCGCAAUUCUUUUUAUGGCCCACAAUUUGGUUUUAGCUCUCUGUGCUUGAUCAGAUUAUUUAAUAGGCAAUGGCAUGCAAUUCUAGCAGGAAACAUCCUUUCUUUGUUGGUAUUGUUAUCCAGCCCUUGAUUAGCGUUGCUUAGGUAUUCAUUCAUCAGAAGUUGCAGAGCAAUAUGCAGUUGUAUAGUUCCUCCUUCAUUUAUUAGCUGGAAUACUAACAAAAAGAAAUUUCUCCCUUUUCGGCGGUGACAUCCUCCCUACAAGAAUAUCCCUCUCCAGGAGAAGAGGAAACAAGAAAAAGCGCCUGGUGCAGAGCCCCAAUUCUUGCCUUAUGGAUGUGAAAUGCCCAGGAUGCUGUAAAAUCACCAUGGUCUUUAUCCAAGCACAAAUGAUGGCCUUGUGUGUUGGCUGCUCCACGGUCCUCUGUCAGCCCACAGAUGGAAAAGCAAGGCUGGAGAAAGGAUACUCCUUUAGGAGGAAGCAGCACUGAUUUAUGAUGAGUGGGAACUGUCCCAAUAAACAUCUUUUGGCUUUAAAAAAAAAAAAUCUAGUCAGGUGUACUAGUUCAUUCUGUAAGCCCAGAAGUAAGGCUGAAACAGAAGAAUGGAAGUUUGAGAGCAGCCUGAGCUGCAUAGCAAGACCCUAUCUCUAAAUUAAUUGAGGAUAUUAAUUUAUUUCCAAACUGCACAUAACAGCAUCCAUUCUGGGUAGCACCGGGAAAUUACAUUUCCUAAAAAAAUGCGUGUCUCAAAAAAAAAAAAGUUUUGAUCUUUAAAAAUUAUUAAACCUAGCAU